This is a messenger RNA of Rhodofomes roseus, 493 nucleotides long. RefSeq lists its product as uncharacterized. The transcript has a single exon. Lineage: Eukaryota; Fungi; Basidiomycota; Agaricomycetes; Polyporales; Fomitopsidaceae. The record is from RefSeq and is a predicted model, not a curated record. The coding region runs from base 120 to 413 and encodes 97 amino acids.
UCUGUCAAAUAACGCAUAGGGUGGCAGAGGCGUCUGUUGUUGCUCACCGUGAUGAGGAUCAAUUGAGGAUGUAGGAGAAUGAGUGCGGUGACCGGUCAUUCAAGCCACCGAGCUGGUCCAUGCGAUACCCCAUGGGGAGCAUCAUCAUGCUGCCGCCUGCGGUUGUUCAGAUUGUCUGUGUCUCAGCACUACUUCUGACAUCUAUCGACUUGGUUCGAUCGUAUACCCUGCGUUCAUCUGACUUGCAUCCUUACAUUGCAGGAGGCUGGCCUUGGCAGGAACAGAUGAGCCAUUUGGAGGCCGUUUGGUGCUGCACUGGCAUGUAUGCGCCGCAGCAUACAAAUCUUCGCACAUUUGCGAGUGCAUUGCUGUUUUUUCAUGAGCUCGAAGUAGACACUUGCGACUGUCGAUAAGUAUUACAGGCAGUGAAAUAUUGACAACGAAGAAGUGUAUGGUUGCCCCGGGGCUCACGGAAGUUGGAAGGACGUUACUG